UAAUUCUAAACAAACAAACAGUUUUCCACUUCGAAAUACACAAAUUUUCAGCUAACAACCAUAAACAAUGGCUGAAUUGAUUGUUCCAAAGAUAAUUGAUCAAUUAAGUGAUGCUCUCAUGAAGCAGCUUGGGGAGAAGGUCAACCUGGUGAUGGGGGUUGAAGAGGAGGUGGCAAAUAUCUCCUCUAAGUUGGCAACCAUUGAAAAAGUGCUGCAUGAUGCAGAGAGACGAAGGCUGAAGGACAGAAGUGUUGGAAUUUGGCUAGAAAAGCUUGAGGACAUAACAUAUGAGAUGGAUGAUGUGCUGGACGAAUGGAACUUCAAGAUUCACAGAGCAAAGAAUGAAGGAACUAACCAGAAUGCCGGAUUGCAGCCUACACUGUGGAACAAGAUAAUACUCAUUGAUGGCUCAAAAUGAAGCUACAGCAGAAGGCCUUGGGGAUCAACCUGUACGUCAACUUUUCACUUGGGUUCAUGUAAAAUUUCAAAUAAUUGUAAAUAUGGUUGAAAAGGCACAUCCAUUUGCUUUGUUCAAAAUCAUUUGUUGAAAGCGUUUGCAACCUUACCAAUUUCUAGAUUGAAUUUCAAGUAGUUAAAAAA
Coffea arabica (coffee) is the source of this 600-nucleotide messenger RNA. The record is from RefSeq and is a predicted model, not a curated record. Lineage: Eukaryota; Viridiplantae; Streptophyta; Magnoliopsida; Gentianales; Rubiaceae.